Penicillium chermesinum is the source of this 1500-nucleotide messenger RNA. Its product is annotated as NAD-dependent succinate-semialdehyde dehydrogenase. NCBI's taxonomy places the organism in Eukaryota, Fungi, Ascomycota, Eurotiomycetes, Eurotiales, Aspergillaceae. Gene Ontology annotation, molecular function: succinate-semialdehyde dehydrogenase (NAD+) activity. Bases 1 to 1500 code for a protein of 499 amino acids. The record is from RefSeq and is a predicted model, not a curated record. The transcript has 4 exons.
AUGGCAAAGGAAUACCAGGUUCCGUUCAAGCUCGCCGACCCAAGUCUGCUGCACUUCGAUUCAUGCGUUGGCGACAAGUGGGUGGAGUCCAAGAGCGGCAAACGCUUUGAAGUUCUCGACCCUGGAACCGACCAGGCGUGGGCCAGUUGCCCCGCAUCUACUGUGGAUGAUGUGCCCGAUGCUGUCGAGACUGCCCACAAGGCAUUCGAAGAAUUCCGCAAGACAACUCCGCGACAGAGAGCGAAGUGGCUUCUCAAAUGGUACGAUCUGGUAACUGAUGCGAAGGAAGACCUCGCUCAGAUUGUCACCCAUGAAACCGGGAAACCGCUCGCCGAAGCCCGCGGCGAACUCGACUACUCUCUGGGCUUCCUGUGGUGGUUCUCCGGUGAGGCCGAGCGUAUCCAAGGCUCUGUGUCCCAGCCAGCUGCGCCAGGCCGUCGAGUCUUCACCGUGAAGCAACCGAUCGGUGUCGCGGCUGCUCUCGUGCCAUGGAACUUCCCCGUCGCCAUGGUGCUGCGCAAGGUAGGCGCUGCCAUGGCAGCUGGUUGUACUAUGGUGGUGAAGCCUAGUCCCGAGACACCCAUCUCAGCUCUGGUGCUCGCCGAGCUGGCUCGCCGAGCAGGGAUUCCCCCGGGUGUGCUGAACGUGUUGACCACCGAUCUUGAGAACACCCCCUCUCUCAGCGAGGCGCUCUGCAAACACCCGCUCAUCAAAAAAGUGACCUUCACCGGCUCGACCAGAGUAGGCAAGCUCAUUGCAUCCCACUGUGCCCAGGGUCUGAAGAAGGUCACUCUGGAGCUGGGCGGCAACUGCCCCUACAUCGUCUUCGACGAUGCUUCUCUUGACCAGGCGCUGGACCAGCUUAUGGCUCUGAAAUGGCGUCAUGCGGGCCAGGCGUGUAUCACUGCUAAUCGAAUCUACGUGCAAUCCGGGAUCUAUGACAAGUUUGCUGCUGCGCUGAAAGAGCGGACCCAGGCUCUCGUUAUCGGCCACGGCAGUGACCAGAACACUACCCUGGGCCCCCUGACAACCCCCCGCAGCAUUGACAAGGCGAUUGCCCAGGUUGAAAAUGCUCGCAAGCUUGGCGCAGAGGUGCUGAUGGGUGGAAACCGUGUGACUUCACGCCCGGGAUACUUCUUCGAGCCGACCAUCCUCUCCAACAUGACCAAGGAAAUGCAAAUCACCGAUGAGGAGUCGUUCUCCCCGAUCGCUGCCCUGUACCGGUUUGACACUGAGGAGGAAGCCGUCAAGCUGGCCAAUGAUACCAGCAUGGGGCUGGCCAGUUAUGCUUUUACCAAGAAUGUCGAUCGUAUCUGGCGUCUGCUUGAGAAUCUGGAGGCUGGAAUGGUUGGAUUGAAUACUGGUAAUCAAUCCGCUGCUGAAUCUCCCUUCGGCGGCAUGAAGGAAAGUGGAUACGGAAAGGAGAGUGGCAAGGAUGUUGCCGUGCAGGAAUACUUGGUCACGAAGACCGGAACCUUGACUGUUGAGGGUCACUUUUAG